AUGGAGGAGCGGGUGAAGCGAUACAAAUCAUUAGGCCACACGGUCAAUCUUGUCACUUCAGAGGACAUAAGGUAUCCAGCCUCUGCAAUCGCCUUUAUCGAUGAUGACCUGAAAGGAGUGCACCUACCCCAUGACAAUCCUCUCGUCAUUUCACUACAGGUCGACCAUUGCCAGCUGGGAAGAGUUCUAGUCGACAGGGGCAGUGGGGUCGAUAUCCUCUUCUGGGAAGCCUUCCAGAAAAUGGGGCUAGAGGAAAAUCAGAUCCGGCCCUCCACCACACCAAUUUUGGGAUUCAAUAGCCAAAGAGUAUAUCCGAAAGGCGUCAUACGAUUGCCUGUGGUGGUCGCGGAGCGCACCCUGCUAGUAGAUUUCCUCAUUAUAGAUUCCACCACAAGCUACAACGCCAUCAUGGGGAGAAAUUGGAUCCACAGGAUGCAGGGGGUAGUCUCAACUUUGCAUCAGGUGAUGCGAUGUCUAUCACCCAACGGGCGCUACACUGUCGACAUCAAGGGAUGCUAG
Humulus lupulus (European hop) is the source of this 519-nucleotide messenger RNA. RefSeq lists its product as uncharacterized. The record is from RefSeq and is a predicted model, not a curated record. The transcript has a single exon. NCBI's taxonomy places the organism in Eukaryota, Viridiplantae, Streptophyta, Magnoliopsida, Rosales, Cannabaceae. The coding region runs from base 1 to 519 and encodes 172 amino acids.